AUGGCAGAAGCGUUAUCUUUAACGAGAAGAAUGGAUUUGGGCGAUGGUAUUGAUCCUAACCCUUCGCCUUUGGAGAGUGUUGGGACAAGCACAACACCCGAUACUGAGGUCUCCCCUCCAGACAGCCCUUAUCAGCAACAGAACGCAAUUCUUAAGAACACAAGGCUGUUAGCAAGAAAGAAGCUUGCUCAACUGUCUCAAGAGGAGAAGGUCUCCUUACUUACCGCUGCAGACUUCUGGAGAACAAAGGCCAUUCCCUCUAAGGGAGUCCCCGCAGCCAAAACAAGCGAUGGCCCCAAUGGUGCUCGUGGUGGCAUUUUCGUCGGCGGAACAAAGGCUGCGCUGUUUCCCUGUGGUGUCUCACUUGCCGCCACUUGGAACAAAGAACUACUUUAUGAUGUUGGCCAGCACCUUGCUGAUGAGACCAGAGCAAGGUCGGCCAACAUUCUUCUAGCACCGACUGUCUGCAUGCACCGUCAUCCGUUGGGAGGCCGGAAUUUCGAGUCAUUCUCUGAGGACCCCCUUCUGACUGGCAAGCUCGCUGCCCAAUAUAUCCGUGGCAUCCAACAGAAAGGGGUUGCCGCCACCAUCAAACACUUCGUUGGCAACGAGCAGGAGACGAAUAGAUUGACGAUCGACUCGGUCGUUGCCGAGCGGCCACUGCGAGAACUUUAUCUUAAACCAUUUGAGAUUGCCAUCCGUGAGGCCAAUCCAUGGGCUGUUAUGUCAUCAUAUAACCUCAUUAAUGGCGUGCAUGCCGACAUGCAUUUCCACACUCUCAGGGAGAUCCUCCGCGGCGAGUGGAACUAUGACGGCACUGUUAUUUCUGACUGGGGUGGUUUGAACUCCACAGUCGAAUCCCUGAAAGCAGGAUGUGAUGUCGAAUUUCCAUUCUCUGUGAAAUGGAGAUUUGAGAAGGUCCUGGCUGCUCUCAAGGAUGGUGCCAUAACUCAGGACGAUAUUGACCGGGCCGCUGAAAAUGCUCUGACACUUGUACUUCGCACCAAGGGUGAGGACAUGUCGGAGGAGGCAGCUGAGAGGGAAGACAAUCGACCCGAGACCCGAGAACUGAUUCGAGAGGCUGGUGCCCAGGGCUUGACACUGCUCAAGAAUGACGGGGGCAUCUUGCCAAUCAACCCGAAGACUGCAAAGGUCGCGGUCAUCGGCCCAAAUGCUAACCGUGCCAUUGCCGGUGGCGGAGGUAGCGCCAGCUUGAACCCGUACUACAACACCCUGCCACUCGAGAGCAUCAAGAAGGCUGCGGGUGAAGAGGUUGUGUAUGCCCAGGGUUGCCAUAUUCACAAGUGGCUACCGGUGGCUUCUCCUUUCUGUACAACUAAGGAAGGCAAGCAAGGUGUGAACAUCGACUGGUUUGCUGGCGAUCAGUUCAAGGGUGAACCGAUAGUCAUUCAACGGCGAACGAAUACUGAUCUCUUCCUCUGGGACUCGGCACCGCUCGCUCAAGUGGGCCCAGAAUGGUCUGCAAUAGCCACCACAUACCUUACCGCAACAUCGACCGGCAAGCAUACUGUCAGCUUCAUGAGUGUCGGCCCUGGCAAACUAUAUAUCGAUGACAAGCUGGCCUUGGACUUGUGGGACUGGACUGAGGAGGGCGAGGCCAUGUUUGAUGGCUCGAUAGACUACCUUGUGGAAAUCGAUAUGCAAGCUGGCAAGGCUGUAGAACUCAAGGUCGAGAUGACGAACGAACUUCGGCCUGUGUCAAAACAGAAGACCUUCAACAUGACGCAUAAGUAUGGUGGAUGCCGUAUCGGCUUCAAGGAGGAGGAUCAACUGGACUACCUUCAGGAGGCCGUCGACGCUGCUAAAGCCGCUGAUGUCGCCGUUGUUAUUGUCGGCCUGGACGCUGAGUGGGAGUCUGAAGGAUAUGAUCGACAAACGAUGGACCUUCCCUCAGACGGAAGCCAAGACCGUCUCAUCGAGGCUGUCGUCAAGGCAAACCCUAACACCGUCGUCGUUAACCAGUCCGGAUCACCGGUAACAAUGCCGUGGGCUGACCACGUACCUGCCAUCCUCCAGGCCUGGUACCAGGGUCAGGAGGCAGGUAACGCACUCGCUGAUGUCCUCUUCGGCCUGAAGAGCCCAAGCGGAAAGCUUCCUUGUACUUUCCCCCGCAGACUCGAAGAUGCCCCUGCGUACCACAACUGGCCGGGUGAGAACCUUGAGGUGGUGUACGGCGAGGGCAUGUACAUCGGCUACCGACACUACGAGCGGGCCCAUAUUGCCCCGCUCUUCCCCUUCGGCCACGGCCUGUCAUACACGAUUUUCGAGUACGGCCGUCCGUCGCUGAGCUCGAAGACGCUUACAUCGGCCGAUAACAUCGAGAUGAUAUUCGCUGUCAGCAACAUUGGGGAUGUCGACGGAUAUGAGACUGUGCAGGUGUAUGUGCAUGAUGACAAGUCGAGGCUGCCGCGUCCUGAAAAGGAGCUGGUGGCCUUUGAGAAGGUCUUCCUAGAAGCGGGGGAGACAAAACACCUCCGGAUCUCUCUGGACAAGCAUGCGGUCGGUUAUUAUGACACCUCCCUCAAUGCGUGGAUUGCCGAGGAGGGCACUUUCAAAGUCCUCGUGGGCGCUUCGUCCGCUGACAUCAGGAGGACAACCGCCUUCGAAGUCAAGGAAUCCUUCACAUGGGUUUUCUGA
Messenger RNA from Phaeoacremonium minimum UCRPA7, 2658 nucleotides. RefSeq names its product putative glycoside hydrolase family 3 protein. Gene Ontology annotation, molecular function: beta-glucosidase activity. The coding region runs from base 1 to 2658 and encodes 885 amino acids. Lineage: Eukaryota; Fungi; Ascomycota; Sordariomycetes; Togniniales; Togniniaceae. Gene Ontology annotation, biological process: glucan catabolic process. The record is from RefSeq and is a predicted model, not a curated record. The transcript is spliced from 7 exons.